Messenger RNA from Seriola dumerili (greater amberjack), 2418 nucleotides. RefSeq names its product WAP four-disulfide core domain 1 (gene wfdc1). The transcript has 7 exons. Gene Ontology annotation, biological process: regulation of cell growth. Gene Ontology annotation, cellular component: extracellular region. Gene Ontology annotation, molecular function: peptidase inhibitor activity. The record is from RefSeq and is a predicted model, not a curated record. Lineage: Eukaryota; Metazoa; Chordata; Actinopteri; Carangiformes; Carangidae. The coding region runs from base 388 to 1017 and encodes 209 amino acids.
ACGGACAGCUGCUGUUUCUCCCUUCCCCUCCUUUUUGCUCCCCUAACUGUUCUCCUCUUUUCGCUUCUUCCCCACACUGCCUCUAUUCAUCCCCUCUGUACUUUCCCCUUCCUUCCCUCUACUUUGUCAUUCUACCCUGCACUUUUCCUCAGGCGGAUAUAAAGGCAGGUCCUGUUGAAGGGAGAGGGGCUUGUGUAAUCUCUGGCUGCACAUGAGCACCGGAGAGUUAUUGCUUCAGCUGGAAAGGCACCGCAACAGAGGACUUGGAACCAACUAAAGGACAAACUUUGGGAUAAGCAGAAGAAGAAGGAAUACUUCCAAGACAGGAAGGGAGGAGAAGGGGGGAGAAGCAGAGAGAGUUUGGAGUUGGGGUGCAGGACACAGACCAUGCCGGGCUCUGUGCUGCUGCUUCUGAUGCUGUCCCUGUUGGUCCUGUCCACAGGAAGUGAUGCCAGACGAAUCAGGAAAAGAGGACUCAACCAUAAGGACUAUGAGUACCCCAACCACCCCCAGUCCACGCAGCACCAGAAGAAUGACCGGUGUCCGCCCCCACCCCAGAUGCUGCCAGAGCGAGCCUGCGAGGUGCCGGGCUGCCGCUCAGACUCAGAGUGUGAGCGCCAUAAACGCUGCUGCUACAAUGGCUGCAUCUACGCCUGCCUGGAGUCUGUUCAGCCGCCACCAGUGCUGGACUGGCUGGUGCAGCCCAAGCCUCGGUGGUUGGGGGGUAACGGCUGGCUGCUAGACGGCCCUGAGGAGGUUCUGCAAGCUGAGGCCUGCAGUACGACAGAGGAUGGAGACGAGCCUCUCCACUGCCCCACGGGCUACGAGUGCCACAUCAUCAACCCAGGAAACCCUUCGGCUGGCAUCCCUAACCGGGGACAGUGCAUCAAGCAACGUGGGAACUCCGAUGGACGUGGCCUAAGGCACAAAUACUUUAAGGACUACAAGGAUUACUUAGGUACCAGUUCUAACAAUGCAGUAGGCUACGAAAAACAUCAUCAUAAGCACCUGGGAUGAAAUCAGCCAUGACCUCAGCCUCAGCUACGACCAUAACACAACCUCAGACAUCAGUCCAGUCCUGUUCGAUCUCCUCUCAUCACACCUGAAGCAGGAUCAGAUCUCACCUUUUUUUUACUACACCUACAGCUGCUACCUCCUCUUUGCAAAACCCCGUUUUUUUGCGGCCUAUCCUCAGUCACAAACUUCUUUGGGAGACAAGUCUGAUGCGCAUACAGUAGACAGCCAAAGAAAUAAGUGCUUUUUUUUGUCUCUCUGUCCGAUAUCUGUGAAAGGAAGGAGCAGAGAGUGUUGACGGUGAAGCAGAGGAAGAGAGAGCAGGGUGUGCACCAAAGCCGUUUUAUCAAAAAUCUCAAAGGAAAUAAGGAAACCUUGCCAUUUUAUCAUUUCUUUACAACCCCCUCCCUCAGUACCACUCAUUCUCACACACGGACAAACUCUCUAGCCUGAAGCCUGGUCAGCAGAGAAAAUCAAGACCAUAUGGCCCUGUUACUCAGUCUCUAAAGGACGCUACUCAAAUUUCCUCAAACCUGGAAGAUUUUAUGGACAAAUAGGAGAAAUUCCAGCUGUACCAGCUGUUGCAUCUCUGAACCAAAUACAAAUGUGAAUUAAAAUGAUAUCUAAUUAUAAGAAUAAAUGCCAUAUGAGUGUAUGGAUUGUGUCAGUUUUUGGAAAGGAUUUGGAAAAGCUGUGGUCUGGUUUCAGUCAGCAGAUGCUGACCAGAACAUCAAAACAAAAGUAUAAUAAGUUAAAAUAGUUCAUUUGAGAGGACUAGUUGAAUGAGAUUUACAUUUAAACGUAUGCUCCAUCUAUGAAGCAGGAAACCUUGAACAGCCUUUAAAAAGCCCAGCUUUAAAAAUGUGUGAUACUGAAAUGAUAGAUUUAAAUAUUACCUGAAAUAAAGUUACUGAGGUGGUGCCUUUAAUGACGCGAGUCGUGUAACAAAUAUCUACCAGCGCUAUGUGGUUAUGCAAGCGUUUUGUGAGUUUCGUGUGUGCAUGUGUUUGCAUGUGAGUGAGUCAUCUGGUGACAAAUUCAGCUUAUCUGACAAACAAAAUAAUUCAGUCUGCCUAUUAAAUUAUGACACCAUCACAACCCUAUGUUUCUGCAUAAACAUACCAAUAGAAAGGGCUCAGAGUGGAUAUUUAAAACUGGUGAAGAAUCUUCUGUGUUAUUCUCAAACUCACUUCGGUCAACUUCAGUUGUCUCUGUUAUCAGUUCAAAUGGUGCUCAUGUUUAUUGCUGCCUAUAAUAACAGAAGAAUAAGCUGGUCAUAUAAUAAGCUGAAGGUGCAAAACAAAAGCUGUAACCAUUCUCUAUGUGCAGAACUAAAGUGAUGUCUGAAUGUUGCUUUCUGACUGGUGCUGUAAUGCUGCCUUGUUUAUUCUAAAUAAACCACAU